CGUGAAGCAGGCAGGCUGUGCCAGAACUCUUCAGUGAUGCCUUUUUCUUUCUCUCAACCAUCUCCCUCAGGGGCACUUCUGCUGCUGCUGGUGUCAAGCCUCCUCUUAUGGGAGAAUGUGGCCUCUGGGCCUUUGAGUAGCAAUGAGACUGAUGGUUAUCCAUUAUCCACCAAUGGGCUGUUUCAUAAUGCCAUGAGACUGACUUGGAAUAUCAAGAACCUCAACAUGGAAUUGCGCAGGACAUAUACAGUCAAUCAAGUCUCUGAAAAAUUAUACGAGAACUAUAUGCUUGACUUUAUUGAGGACAUGGAGUAUCUUGUCAAGGCUCUCACCUGCUGCCACAAUUAUUCCAUCAAAACUCCAGAAAACCUGGAAGAAGCUCAACAGAUUCCUUUUAACGAAUUUCCAAAGCUGAUCCUCAGUAGAAUGUGGGCUUGGAAUGAAACUUCUAAAAUUCUACUGACCACACUGAGAAGUAUUCCAGGAAUGCAUGAUGAUGUCAUUUCAUUAGCCAAAAACAUUGAAACAAAACUUGCAGAGCUUUUUGUGUACAUCCAGAGUCUACUCAACAAGAUUUACGGAACAACAACAGGAAAUGUGGAAUACACCGUCUUUUCUGGUCUUGAAGACUUAAAAUCAUCUGAUGAAGAAUUUAGUCUUUUUGACCUUUGUAAAUUUUCCUAUUGCUUACGUGUAGAUAUACAUAUGGUUGAACUUUAUCUCAAGCUAUUAGAGUGUGUGGUAUAUGUUAGUAGUGAUGUUUGCUUAUCCAAAAAUAUUAGAGAUGCUUCAUGAUGCUGAAUCUUUUUAAAUAAUCUUAAUUUUAUAAUUGUGAAAGUAUAAUUGAGUAUAACGAGUGUCUUUUAAAAUAAAAAUAAACUAUAUAUAUAAA
Mus caroli (Ryukyu mouse) is the source of this 892-nucleotide messenger RNA. RefSeq names its product prolactin-7A2. The record is from RefSeq and is a predicted model, not a curated record. Gene Ontology annotation, cellular component: extracellular region. Lineage: Eukaryota; Metazoa; Chordata; Mammalia; Rodentia; Muridae. Gene Ontology annotation, biological process: response to nutrient levels; positive regulation of receptor signaling pathway via JAK-STAT; positive regulation of lactation. Gene Ontology annotation, molecular function: prolactin receptor binding; hormone activity.